This is a messenger RNA of Rotaria sp. Silwood2, 1293 nucleotides long. The record is from the annotation of a GenBank genome assembly. Lineage: Eukaryota; Metazoa; Rotifera; Eurotatoria; Philodinida; Philodinidae.
AUGAAGCGAUCGGCCUCCUCACUCACUGACGGCAAAGAUACUAUUUCAUCUCGGUUAAAACGUAAUCGAUUAUCUACGAAAUUAGUACAAGAGGAGAACGUUACCAAAGUAGAUAAUAAUGGUGUUGUGUUAUGCAAUAAAGAAAAUUCGAUGUCAUCUGAAUCUGAAUAUUGUAAGGACAAAUUAACUGAAAAUGGUUUUAAUUCAGGUGAUAGCAGUUCUACGGCUUCUGAAAAUCCACCACUUCGAUCCACCAUUUCGUUUUCUUCAUCAUCAUCAUCAAAAACUACUUCGUCAUCAACAACUCAUAACCAUAAUGUUGGAUCUAAAAUCAAUCAACAAUUAGAAGUACAAAAAAGGGCUUCAAAAUCAACAGAUCGUGCUAUGAAUAGUUCUUUACCUUCUGAAACAAGGUUUGGUGUUGUUAUUGUAAUUAAUAAUAAAAGAAUUUUAUCAUUUAGUACAAUAAAAAAAUUACUACUUCAACAAAUACAAAAUUUUACACAAGCUCCAGCUCAACGUGCUCUAUUCAAAGCUAAUCUAUCGACUUCAUUAGUUGAUUCCAAUGCAUCAACAAUGUCUAAAUUGUCUGCAACUUCAAUAAUUGAAAGUUCUCUUGAAUACAGAGAAUUAAAAAGAUUAUAUUUAAAUGAGAAAAAACAAGCUGAUGAAGGGAAAAAAGAUUACAUGGUUUUGAAACAACAAUUACAAGAACUUAAAUCAAGUACUUUACCUCGACCAACUGCUGAAGUCUUGGAGUGGUUAAGGGAACUAUUUGACUUAUUGAAUAGUAAUGCAGGAUUUCGAGGUGAUGGAAGAAGUCUUUCUAGCAUUGGCGAAGAAUUAGGCAUCGAUGAAACGAAUCUUAUUACAGUUGCGGCACGAACACCGCAAAAGUCCGCACUCAAACUUUUUCGUCUUUUAUAUCCAACAAUUGGUCUUCGAGCAAGUUGUAUUUCAAUUUCAAAGUUACCAGAAGAACAAUUACAAAACAUUUACCUUUAUGUUCGCAUUCUGCAUCCGAAUUUGAGUUUUAAGAUGAUAGAUAUGCGACGUGCAAUUGGAAAUUCGAUACGAUCUGCAACACACGAAAUGCGCAAGCUGGAAUAUCAACGACAAGAAAAAUUAAAUCAAUUGCAGAAUGAUGAAAAUUUAGAUCCUGAUGAAAGAAAUGAAAAAAUGCAAGAUGUUAUUGAUACAAUGGAAAUGGCAUUGAAUGCAAAUGAUGCGACUUCAUAUGAUUGUGAUCCUAAUGGCGAUGAAGAUGAAGCAGAAGACAACGAUGAACUUUAA